This is a messenger RNA of Lactuca virosa, 2151 nucleotides long. The record is from the annotation of a GenBank genome assembly. Lineage: Eukaryota; Viridiplantae; Streptophyta; Magnoliopsida; Asterales; Asteraceae.
CACAUCAGUGACGUGGCAAAUAUUCGGUGCCAGCGAGGCCAUCUCGAACGUAUCGAAACCACGAAUCUUCUCCCUUCACGAAUCACAAAAAACCCUACCUGUCGCACUCCCUUGAUCCUUUUUUCAUCGAAUCUGUAACUCCUUCAAAGGAGCUUGAAAUCGGCACCAGAGAUCCAUGGAGAGGAUCGUCGGAGAUAAGUACAAGUUAGGUCGCAAAAUUGGAAGCGGAUCAUUUGGUGAAAUCUUUCUCGCUACGCAUGUGGAUACACAUGAAAUUGUUGCUGUAAAAAUGGAAAAUAGGCAAACAAAGCACCCACAAUUGCUUUAUGAAGCCAAACUAUACAAUUAUCUCCAGGGAAUAGUUGGAAUUGCUGGCAUCCAUUGGUCUGGGGUUGAUGUUCAGGACAAUGUGCUUGUUCUUGACCUUCUUGGGCCUAGUCUUGAGGAUCUAUUUGUGUAUUGUGGAAGAAAAUUCUCAUUGAAGACAGUUUUAAUGUUAGCUGAUCAAAUGCUUACAAGAAUAGAACUGAUGCAUGCUAAAGGAUUUCUGCAUAGAGACUUGAAACCAGAUAAUUUUCUCAUGGGUCUAGGCAGGAAAGCAAAUCAGGUCUAUGUUAUUGAUUUUGGACUUGCUAAAAGAUACCGUGAUCCCACCACAAGUUGCCAUAUUCCUUACAAAGCAAACAAAAACUUGACAGGAACUGCACGUUAUGCUAGCUGUAAUACCCAUUUGGGAAUUGAACAAAGCCGGCGUGAUGACUUGGAGUCUCUGGGCUAUGUUUUCUUGUACUUUUUGAGAGGAAGUCUUCCAUGGCAGGGCCUAAAAGGUGCAACAAAGAAGCAAAAAUAUGACAAAAUAUGUGAAAAGAAAGUGUCUACUCCCAUUGAGGUUUUAUGCAAGAAUCAUCAUGUGGAGUUUGCCUCUUACUUCCAAUAUUGCAGAUCUUUAACAUUUGAUCAAAGACCUGAUUAUGGAUUCUUGAAGCGCCUUUUCCGUGACUUAUUUACACGAGAAGGAUUUGAUUUUGAUUACGUAUUUGAUUGGACAAUUUUAAAGCAUCAGCAGUCAGAAAAGAAUAAACCACAGAAUCAUUCAACUAGUCGAGCAGUUCCUGGAGUGAUUAACAGACCAAUACCAGUUCAUUCAAAUAAGCGCCAAGGGGUAAAUGAUGAUUCCUACCAAAUUGGAGCAACAGAUCGCAGAAGAUCAAGCAAUAUGAUGAUGACUCGUCCUAAUGAAAAUAUUUCACUCGGGAAACACUUGACCAGUCCUACACCAAAGGCGUCUACCUCAUUCUCAAUGGGUGGCAACUUUAUCAAACCAGACGAACCAAUUGACCCGACAAAAGCAACCCGCGGGUCGACUAGUUGGAUCCGAUCCUUACACCGAUCACUUCACAUGUACCAGAGUUGUUGCGAAUGUGUAUGCCCUAACCCGUAUCAGGUUGUUGUAUAAAAUAGAUGUUAAAUGGAUUUUGGUGCAAGAUGGUGGAUUUUGUACAUUUAUGGUUAUGGGUUGGUUGGAGAGCAAUUGUGAUGCGAGAUUUUAAGAAGUGGCAGAAUGGCAGGCAAAGGGUUGGAAGAUUUGGUUAUAUAUAGUUUUAAUUACUCUUACUCCUGCUGAAUCAAUCGAAAGCUUCAAAAUCUUUGUUGAUCAUGAAUGAAAUUCGUUGAAUGAAGCACAAAAAAAAAAGCGAAUGGUUAUAUCAUAUCAUGAUCAUGAUCAUGAUCAUAUGGUAAAAUAUGACACAAUAUUGCAGUUGCUUGUGAAGUCGGGUGGCCACAUGUACUGCACAGGUGAAUUUCCUGUCUUUAUUUUUUUUACAACCUUUAAAAAUUGUUGUAAUCCAUGUUUGCAUUUUGAUAUGAGGAUCAACCCGAUUUAUAGUUAACUGGUGAAAUUAGGUGUAGGUGUUUAGGGUUUGAUUUUUGUAUUGGUCUGUAACGAUAAAGUUGAAUAGUGAAGCAAAUCUAGUGAAGCAAGUUAGGGUGUAAACGAGCCGAGCCGAGCUCGAGCUCGGGAUUGAGCUGGUUUAAUAAAUGAGCCUGAGCUCAAGCCGAGCUUUUAACGAGCCAAUCCCGAGUAGCUCACAAGUAGUUCAACUCAUUUGGUGAGUUGUGUUCUGACCAAUAUAAAAAAGUAUCAACGUU